Caenorhabditis elegans is the source of this 1095-nucleotide messenger RNA. RefSeq names its product Serpentine Receptor, class T (gene srt-56). The coding region runs from base 1 to 1095 and encodes 364 amino acids. Lineage: Eukaryota; Metazoa; Nematoda; Chromadorea; Rhabditida; Rhabditidae. The record is from RefSeq and is marked reviewed. The transcript is spliced from 5 exons.
AUGAAGCUGUUCAAGACCAUCCUUAUAUUCACCAUUUUUCAAAUAUCUGCCUCCAAUUUUUGGGCUUCUGGACGCUUGCCUGAGGAAAUUCAAGAAAUGCUCGAUAUGAUGUCAGCAGUUGAUUCCCCGAGGUAUCCUGGCUUUCGGAAUUUCUACAGAUAUUCUGUUUCCAGAUACAACUGUUCUGGAAAAAAUCACGCCGAAUGGUAUGAAACAGGCGUAAAACGUUUUGGUUGGGGCAUCUACUACAUAUCGAGUGGGCUUUUGUUCCAAGUUAUCGGCUGGCCGGUUUUGUACAUUUUUUUCACAAAAAUUAAAAUGAAAGCCUACAUCGUCAUGAUUUUUAUUGGAGUUAUUGAGAUCACCGAGGUCUGGGGGAACUCAAUUUGGCCGGGGUUUGUUGCGUUACUUGGAGAAGUGUACUGUACAAGUCCGCAAAUUAUGACUAUUGUUGGGAAAGUGACAAUGGUGCAAUGGAUUCUUGGCUCAGCUACCGCGGUAUUUUUGGGGAUCCAUCGGCUUUUGAGCAUGAUUAAUUUUGGUGAAUCACUGAUCAAUACCAACGCGAUGAUUUCUUUCUGGUUAGCUUUUCUCACAAUCUAUGCAAUCUACGGAUCCUUGUUCUUCGAUACAGUACUUUUCAACUCUGACUACAUGGCACCACUCUUGGAUCCAAUGACUGAACAAGAAGGAGUGACUUAUAGCAAUAACUUUUUAUAUUUUCACAACAUCUCUGCCGCUGUAUUGCUAGUGACUGUGUACACAAGCCUUUGUCUAGUUUGGCGGUUCCGGGAGGUCAAGAAUUUUUCGGCGCAGGCGAUGAAAUUUCAGAAAAGUCUUCUCCUACAAUCAAUCUGCAUCUCCCUGACCUAUGCAGUACCUGCAAUAUCUUUCGUUACACUUUACUUUUUUGUAACUCCGAAAUGGUUCUCGCAUGCUUCUGACAUUUCGUAUCAGCUCAGUGGAGGAAUCCCUUUCAUAAUGUAUAUUGUGCUCAACAAUACCGUACGCGAGGAAAUUUUCAGCUGCUGCAAGAAGAACCCGGCGUCUUCUCAAGUGAAAAUUCAUUCAACAACCGUUCAUUCUUUUAAUUAA